Molecule: messenger RNA, 1166 nt
Organism: Erpetoichthys calabaricus (reedfish)
Lineage: Eukaryota; Metazoa; Chordata; Cladistia; Polypteriformes; Polypteridae
Product: regulator of G-protein signaling 8-like
Exons: 5
Coding region: 156-1001 (281 amino acids)
Source: RefSeq, a predicted model, not a curated record
UCCUGAAGGGCUGGCCCACCUCUGAUGGAAGCCGAUCACCUGGCUUUUCUAAGAAGAAGACGACACGACAGUCGAGCGAGAUCCCCCCCACCUGGACUUGGACAUAUCCCACCUCGGUAGGCUGCAGCCCUUCUCAGGUACCUGGGGCUCCAGGGAUGUCAUCUGGCCUGUGCGACUGCUUCCUGCUGCGUCGCCAUGGGGCUGCCACCACCGCCACCGGUGCCACCGCCGCCACCUCCAGAGGGCCUUCGGGGGGCAGGGAAUCCAAAGCGCACUCUCAGGAAGCCCUCAUGUCCCAGGACCUCGUGUACAGGGAGAUCUCGGUCAACUCCCUGUCGGACCAUCUUGCUGAGCCGGCGAGCGAGCCGAAGCAGGAGCUUUUCGUCCCCGAUUUUACUCCUUUCCAGACCUCCUCCUUGCUAAUCGAGUCGAGCCACUCCUCAAAAACUCUAGAGAAAUCCAAUGAGAAAAAGAAGAACACAAACAUUGCAAAAGAAAUGAAGACCCGACUGAGUUUCCUCCUGCAGAGACCUGAUUCUUCUUCUGGUGACCAGAAUAUGGAGUCCGAGAACAGCUUGGAGGUGCCAGAGAGGAGCGGCAGGCCGACCCCUCAUGAAGCUCAGGAGUGGGGACGUUCCCUAGAGGCUCUGCUCUCACAUCACAAUCAACCUGGACUCCCAGACGCGAGAGGCCAUCACUCACAGCCUGGCUCAUCCCACCAUGUGCUGCUUCAACGCUGCCCAGAGGCGAGUCUACAGCCUGAUGGAGAAGGACUCCUACCCGAGGUUCUUGAAGUCGCAGAUGUACCAGGACCUGAUUGGUUCGGGGCAGAGAUAAGGGGGUGUGUGCCCAGACUCUCAGAACAUAGUAAGGCCAGGCUGGGCCCAGGACCUUCGGUGGGUGGCAUGUUGGCAGAGUCUCGCUCUCUCUAUUUAUACCGUGCCGUGUAUGAGGAGAGGCGGUUAAAUGACACAGCAAGGCUCGAAAUGGUGACUUCCUAAUGGAGGUAUCAUGACGACAGUCCUGUCCUACACGAGCCUUCCAGGUCUCAAAGCAUCACCUGAACGCUUUCUGUUGGAGACCUCCGAGAAGACCCACAAUUCACCCGUUUGUUUGUUUUUAGCCCCCCAAAUGCAGCGUCAGGGCUAUCAUUAGAAAGUGGAAUG